AUGCGUGAAGCUCAACGAUUUGUUCCCCUUGGUGGAGCAUUCAUUUUUUACUAUCUUGACUCUCUUGAACCUCUUUUGGUCCUUUUCUCUUUUGUGAAGCCUAUGACAAUCUACUUGAAGGUCAUUAAAACGGUCGCUUUAAAAGUUAAGGAAUCAGAUAGUAUCGGAAAGGUCAAAGUUUUAUUACAUGACAAGGAGGGCAUACCGGAAUGUCUUCAGCAACUAUUUAUAAAAGGUGUAAGGCUUAUGGACGAACAGAAGUUAGUCGAUUACCCCAUUAUCAAGAACUCUACCCUUCAUGCUUAUGUUGAAGAUUCAGUCCCAAGGAUUUUAUUGAUGAAGAGACCCUAUAUUGAAGGUACAAUUAUGGUUUAUUCAAGGAUUAAUGAUACUAUCCGUGACAUCAAAUCUAGGAUUGGGACCAAAGAGAAAAUAAACACGCACAGGUUCUCUCUUUUCCAUGAAAAUAAUUUUCUUGAAGUUGACAAAACCUUAGGUUAUUACAACAUCGAUGGUGGAUCAACCAUUCAUAUGGUUUUCAAUCGUGUAGAGAAGUUGUUUAUUCCUGUGAUAAUGCCAAAACCCGAACUAGUAAAAAUAGAAAUCAGCAUUGCCUCAACUGUUUGCGACGUUAAAACAAUUAUUGAGAGCAAACUUGGCAAUUCAAUGGAUGAUAUGGAUCUGUAUUUGGGAAAUGAGAGACUGGAAGAUUCGAAGAAAUUAUUACAUCAGUGUAAUAUUGAGGUGGAAGCCUAA
Messenger RNA from Capsicum annuum, 756 nucleotides. Its product is annotated as ubiquitin-NEDD8-like protein RUB2. Gene Ontology annotation, molecular function: ubiquitin protein ligase binding; protein tag activity. Bases 1 to 756 code for a protein of 251 amino acids. The transcript has 2 exons. The record is from RefSeq and is a predicted model, not a curated record. Gene Ontology annotation, biological process: modification-dependent protein catabolic process; protein ubiquitination. Gene Ontology annotation, cellular component: nucleus; cytoplasm. Lineage: Eukaryota; Viridiplantae; Streptophyta; Magnoliopsida; Solanales; Solanaceae.